AUGAGCAGCCCCGAUGCGGGCUACGCCAGCAGCGACGACCAGGCGCAGGGGCGGUGCUCGCUCCCCACCAUGAUGCCGGCCAUGGGCCCCUGCCCGUGGGCAGAGUCGCUGAGCCCGCUGGGCGAGGCGAAGGCGAAGGGCGAGGCGGCGCCGUCGGGGCCGGCGGGCGGCCGGAGCAAGAGCGAGGCGCGGAUCCGGCGGCCCAUGAACGCCUUCAUGGUGUGGGCGAAGGACGAGCGCAAGCGGCUGGCGCAGCAGAACCCGGACCUGCACAACGCCGAGCUCAGCAAGAUGCUGGGUAAAUCGUGGAAGGCGCUGUCGCUGGCGGAGAAGCGUCCGUUCGUGGAGGAGGCGGAGCGGCUGCGGGUGCAGCACAUGCAGGACCACCCCAACUACAAGUACCGGCCGCGGCGGCGGAAGCAGGUGAAGCGCCUGAAGCGGGUGGAGAGCGGCUUCCUGCAGCACGGCCUGGCGGAGGCGGCGGGGCCCGGGCUGGGCAGCGAGGCCGGCGGCGGCGGCGGCAGGAUGUGCGUGGAGGGUCUGGGCCUGCCCUACGCCGAGCAGGGCUACGCGGCGGCGGCGGGCCACUACCGGGACUGUCCGCCGCUGGGCGCCGCCUUCGACGGCUACAGCCUGCCGACGCCGGACCCGUCGCCGCUGGACGCGGCGGAGAGCGAGGCGCCCUUCUUCGCGGCGGGGCUGCAGGAGGAGUGCGCGCUGGUGCCCUACGGCUACGCCCCGCACCCGGCGGCCGAGUACCCGCCGGCGGCGGCCGAGAGCCCGGCGGGCGCCGCGCUGCGCCGGCACCUGCCGCCCGGCGAGGCGCUGGGGCCGGGCGGCUCGCUGCAGGGGCUGCUGGGCUGCCCGGCGCCGCUGCACGCCUACUACGGGCAGGCGUGCCAGCCGCCGGGCCCGGGGCGCGGCCCGCCGCCGCUGCCGCCGGGGGCGGUCGGGCAGCCGUCGCCGCCGCCCGAGGCGGCGCCGUGCCGGGAGCAGCUGGAGCACUUGCCGCAGGAGGAGCUGCUGGGCGAGGUGGACCGCACCGAGUUCGAGCAGUACCUGCGCUUCGCCUGCAAGCCCGAGCUGGGGCUGCCCUUCGCGGGCCACGACGCCGCCGGGCUGCCGGCGCCCGAGGGCGCGGGGCCCAUCUCCUCGGCGGUGUCGGACGCCAGCAGCGCCGUCUACUACUGCGGCUACCCCGACGUGUGAGGGACUCGCUCGGGGCCGCGCCACGGACUGGCAGGGAGGCGCCCCGCCCCCCUCCUAUUUAUGUAAUUUAUUUGAAUCUUGAGAACUGACAGGGUAUCCGCGACCUGCUCGAGGUUUAAAAGGCGAUGCGCCGUCUCGCUGUCCAGGCGGUGCGGGUCUUUCCAUCGCUGUCCGACAGUGACAUGUAAAACUGUUCCUGCUGUGGAAUCGUGAUACUAAUUACACACCUGGGAUACAAUUUCUGAGAUCUUGUUAAAGAUCCAUAUGCUUUUGUAAUGUUGUACAGAGUGCUGGGUUUUAUAUGUUGGAUUUGUACAGAUAAUUUUGCACUUUUACAAAUAAAGGGAA
Molecule: messenger RNA, 1557 nt
Organism: Gavia stellata (red-throated loon)
Lineage: Eukaryota; Metazoa; Chordata; Aves; Gaviiformes; Gaviidae
Product: transcription factor SOX-17-like
Exons: 2
Coding region: 1-1209 (402 amino acids)
Biological process (GO): anatomical structure morphogenesis; angiogenesis; positive regulation of transcription by RNA polymerase II
Molecular function (GO): RNA polymerase II cis-regulatory region sequence-specific DNA binding; DNA-binding transcription activator activity, RNA polymerase II-specific
Source: RefSeq, a predicted model, not a curated record